Postia placenta MAD-698-R-SB12 is the source of this 804-nucleotide messenger RNA. RefSeq lists its product as hypothetical. The coding region runs from base 1 to 804 and encodes 267 amino acids. NCBI's taxonomy places the organism in Eukaryota, Fungi, Basidiomycota, Agaricomycetes, Polyporales, Adustoporiaceae. Gene Ontology annotation, molecular function: phosphatidylglycerophosphatase activity. The record is from RefSeq and is a predicted model, not a curated record. The transcript has 5 exons.
AUGCCAUUCAAUCUGCCGGGAGUUCUUGUCCCUCUUCACUUGCUCGUGAAUCCACGACUGGUUAUCCCCUCGUUGAUUAUCAAAGAUAUCCGCCAGCUUGACUUUCCCGAGCUGCGCCGUGCAGGUUAUCGCGGUGCAGUUUUUGACAAGGACAACUGUCUGACGUUGCCUCAUCGUGAUGCGCUUGUACCUGAGCUAAAAGACGCGUGGCGAGAAUGUCGAGAAAUAUUUGGGGAAAACAACGUUCUGAUAGUUAGUAACUCCGCUGGCUCGCGCCUUGACGCGGGGGAAAUUCAGGCCGAAUCGGUCACAUUUCACCUCUCUGUGCCUGUGCUACGCCAUCCGUCGUUCAAGCCAUCCUACUCCUGCAUCGGUUCAAUACGUGCCUACUUUGCCUCGCUGCCCAAACCUAUUCUUGAUGAAGAACUCGUCAUCGUUGGUGACCGUCUUCUGACCGACAUCGUCAUGGCGAACCGAAUGGCCCGGCGCCGGAGUCCCUCACACGGCCGACCUCUUCGCGAUGAGAAGAGUGAAAGCACAAUCAGAAACGCGAGCGACGCACUCGCCCUUGAAAAGAUAGGCCCUCUGGCGGUGUGGACAUCUGGUGUUUGGGAGCGGGAAAGCAUGCCAAUACGGUGGCUCGAGAAGAGCAUCCUGAAAGGCGUUAAAAAUUGGGUCGUACGUGGGCAAGGUUUGCCCUAUGAGGCGAACGCAGAGCGAUUUGUUCGCCGCGUGCCGGAGAUGGACGUGGUCCCUCAGCGAAUGUCGUUGUGGAAGUCGUUGUGGAAUCGGUGGCGGAAGUAG